This is a messenger RNA of Laetiporus sulphureus 93-53, 1689 nucleotides long. Its product is annotated as NIF-domain-containing protein. Gene Ontology annotation, cellular component: plasma membrane. Gene Ontology annotation, molecular function: phosphoprotein phosphatase activity. Lineage: Eukaryota; Fungi; Basidiomycota; Agaricomycetes; Polyporales; Laetiporaceae. The record is from RefSeq and is a predicted model, not a curated record. Bases 1 to 1689 code for a protein of 562 amino acids. The transcript is spliced from 6 exons.
AUGGCCGCCGCCGAUCCUGCAGAUCAACCCGUUGCUCUCCAGGUGAUUCUGCCUGCCCGGCCUGAGGCGAGAUCGAAGCUAACUCAUCACUUGUCGCCGCAGCCCCCGGAACCAAGCGGCCAGAGCACGGACGCCACCACUGAACGCAUGCAUCAGCCUAAGCAGGAGCAUGAGAUCAAGGGAAUCGCUGUCGUGGAUGGUGAGGGUCUGGCGCAGACCUCUCCUGCCAGCGGACAGAGUUCAGAACACACUGAUGUCACCCAGGACGGUGCGACCACAUCCCCACACCACUCGUUAAUCAGCAGCACUGCAGUGCAGGCAACAUCACUCUCGGCUGGGCCGUCUUCUUCCUCGAGCCCCGCGUCAGCGACAUUGACAUCGCCUGCUCCCUCAUCUCUGGAGAAGCAUGUAGAGGAGAAGAAAGAGAAGGAGCAGAGUAGCCCAUCCACUUCCUCCAUCGCGAUGCCAACGAGCAAGCGCCGCAAAGAGACGCACGCAGUCUCCGAGGAAGGCCACACAGCUUCCAGUAAAAGCGAGCGGCGCUCGUCUCUGCGUUCUGGUCGAGCAUCGCUCAAGCGAGUCAAGAAGACGUUCUUGUCGAAACUUGCCCGCAUUUGCUUUCCAUGUGGAAGGUUGUCCGGACGCGAUCAUGAAAUCGACUUGGACGAGGGAGUGACUCGUGUCGUAGUAGGGGAGAAGCAGAAGGAGGCAGAGACACAGCAAGACACGCAGGAGUCCUCCACGUCUUCCUCAGUGAUACAACCGCCUGGUCAUCCUUUAUCCAUUACACUCCCGGACAAGUCGGUUGACGCGGACGUGAUCGUACCGCCCACUCCGUCGAAACUCCUCCCUCGCUCAGAGACGGAUGGGCUGACUUCGGGAGCCGUGCAGCCUCCCGGAUCGACUGGACACGACGUCACAAUAGAGCAUAUCCACACCCAUACACAUGCAAGUGACUCCGGCGAAGAAUCGGACGGCUCGUUCACAGAAGAAGAUGCGCUGAGGGAGAUUAUACAAGUGAACCUCGAGGCUGAGGAGCGGAUGCUUAUCCAAAAAGGAGGCGUCGGAGUGCCCUUUGAUUCUGAUGGGAUCCCAUGCCCUCUAUUACCACCCAUCGCUCCACAGUAUGUCGGGCGGAAAUGUCUUGUGCUGGAUCUAGACGAGACACUGGUACACAGCAGUCUCAAGCCUAUAGCGUCAUCAGACUAUAUCGUGCCAGUGGAGAUUGAGUCCUUUUGGCACAAUUUCUAUGUGCUCAAGCGGCCGGGCGUAGAUACGUUCUUGAAGAGGAUGGGCGAGGUUUACGAGGUGGUUGUGUUCACCGCGAGUCUAGCCAAGGUGCGUAUCGUUUUGUUCGCGCUCUCACCCCCGCUUGCCAUCUAUGCCGAUCCGGUCCUAGACAGACUUGAUCCCGACCGUGCGGUCGCGCAUCGACUGUUCCGCGAGAGCUGUUACAACCAUCGUGGCAACUACGUAAAGGAUUUGUCACAAUUAGGCCGGCCAGUAUCAGAAACGAUCAUCAUAGACAACUCGCCGGCGUCGUACAUCUUUCACCCGCACAACGCGGUACCAAUCUCGUCGUGGUUCAACGAUCCGCACGAUACAGAGUUGGCCGAUCUCUGUCCUUUCCUCGAGGACUUGGGCACUGCAUCGGGCGACAUGAGGGGCAUUCUCAACACCAUCAUAUAG